AUGCUCGUCAUCGAGCGCUUCGAUCAGCUCAAGGAAAAGACCCAUGUUUUCUAUAAUAGCAAUUUAUCUUAUGGUGAACUUGAGCGCGAAGCCCGCAUUAUGGAGUUAGAGACUGAAAAUUGUAAAACUUGUUUACAUUCUUUUGUUAAACUUCUUCGAUUGCUAUUCUCAUCAGUGCCCCUUUUGAUUGCGACUCGAGCGAUUUCCUCAAGGGCUUGGGAGUCCAAGAUGGAGGUCCCCCAGAGGUAUUACACGCGCAAUGGAGAAAGGAGGACACUGCUGGUAAACCAAACAUCGAACUGAUCGUCAAAGACCAACUGGAAGGGAUCGAAGAAUUCUUCGGCACUCUACGACAACUCAAGGCCGAAACUUUUGCAUGAGAGUACAUACAAGGAAGUCUUGAAAGCGAUCAACUCCAUGGAUAUAGCAAUGAAGCGAGUGCAAGAGGAAAUGGGAAAGAUGGAAGGGGCUCCGGCACCACCUGCCCCAGUGAUGGUCGAUGUGGCGAUUGAGGCGAAAGCGAACGAGGAGAGAGCAAGAAUGGCAGACAACGCGGAAUUCAUGGAGGCAGUCCACGAGGAGGAUGAAAGUGAUGAAGAAGAUGCAGCCUUGGAAAGGGAAAUUGGGUGACUGGAAGCUGAGCUGACGGAGGUCAGCCGCCGCAGGAGGGAACUCGCCCGUAGGAAAGUAUGUCGACCGCUGGAGUACCUAGCAGGGAUAUACCCCCACGAGGAGGAAGAAAUGCCCUGCGUCUUUUGCGGGGCGCUCGGACGCCAUUAUUCGGACUCUUGCAUCCAGAUCCGCACCGGGCAGGAGAGGGCGCAGUACCUUCGAAGAGCCCGAAGAUGCCAAAUGUGCCUGGAGUUGGAAUGCGAUGGCGACAGCGACUGCGUGAAAGCAAAGAUUCCCUGCUUUCAGUGUAAGAGGACAGGCCACGCGUCGGCGGUGUGCACACUGCCGGAAGUGUCGCUACAAAUCGAGGCGGACAAGCGACACUGCGAAUUGGUGAUCGACGGCCUCAACGCACGGUUACGACACCUGCGUUCACUAAGGGAGGCAAGACAUCGUUAA
Molecule: messenger RNA, 1071 nt
Organism: Haemonchus placei
Lineage: Eukaryota; Metazoa; Nematoda; Chromadorea; Rhabditida; Trichostrongylidae
Source: the annotation of a GenBank genome assembly